Cherax quadricarinatus is the source of this 2841-nucleotide messenger RNA. RefSeq names its product zinc finger protein 271. The record is from RefSeq and is a predicted model, not a curated record. Gene Ontology annotation, molecular function: RNA polymerase II cis-regulatory region sequence-specific DNA binding; DNA-binding transcription factor activity, RNA polymerase II-specific. Lineage: Eukaryota; Metazoa; Arthropoda; Malacostraca; Decapoda; Parastacidae. Gene Ontology annotation, biological process: regulation of DNA-templated transcription.
CCUUAACAACCCCAACAACACCACCAACAACAACAAGAGCUCUUCUGGUCUCCCUGGAUCUGUUUAUUCCAUUACUAGUCAUUAAAGAAUCAGUUCUCACAGAUUAUUCAAGAUUCGCUGAUAAAUGUGCUCAGCUCAUGCGUUUGAGGAAGAAUUACACACUCAGUACCAAUGCCUUCAAUUAAAGGACACAUUAAUAGCAAAAAUAUUACAUAUGUAUGAACAGUGUCAGCACUGAUAUAAUGCCAUCCUGACUACUACAUGCAUUAACCUGUGAAUGUAACCUCAUUCAGAUAGUUCUAUUCACUAUUUUUCUAAAUUAUUUUAUCUGAUGAGCAUUCAGUUCACUGUUAUCUAAGGAACUGUGCAUGUAAGUGAUGUUUCUUUUAUAUGAACGCUUCAGUAUUGGCUAUAGACUGUGUGUACAUGCAUUCAAAGCAUUAAACUUCUUUUUUUAUGGUGGUAUUUUUUGGAAAGGAAAUUGGGCAUUCAACUGUAAUGAAGGAAUCAUAUUUGCAUCAAGAAAUAAGCCAUGAAUUUGCUCCACCUCAUUAUUUAUUUCUAGAUAAAAUUUGAAUUUACAUGCUGUGCAUGUGUAUGUGUGUGUGUGUGUGUGUGUGUGUGUGUGUGUGUGUGUGUGUGUGUGUGUGUGUGCAUGCAGUCAUUACAUACAAUGCCUGUGUUCAUUGUCUCUAAUAUAUAUAUAUAUGUAUAUAUGUAUAUAUAUACAGUACAUAAUAUAGUUAUAACAGUAUUUCCCUUGGUGAUUUAAUAUUUAUCAAAAUAUUUCAAGUUUAGCAGAAGAAUAUUCAGCCAAAAAAAGUGAGACCACUUUAUUAUUCAGUUGUAAUUAAUAUGAACAUGUGCCAGAUUUUAAGCCUGUUGCAGUGGGGUAUGCCCAUUUCAGUGUUUUGAACAUUUCUCACAUUAAGUUAUCUCGGAAACCUACAAAUAAGAGCACAUACUAAAAGUUUUUGUCAGUCAUUAGUGUAUCAAACACUUUAUAAAACUAUUUUCUUUUAAAUAAGACCUUUUAUGAAAGUUCAUACAUAGUGUUAGUAUAAGCGGUACAAUUGUUUUUUUAUGAUGGGUUUCUUACUAUAACUCUUAUGAAAAUUAAAGUUUAUAUUAAAUUCAAAAUGCAGGAGAAUUUUCAUAUAAGAUCAAAUUGUUUCUGUUACUAAUGUCUUAGAACAUUUGUAAGAGUUGUAAGCAUCAAGAGCAAAUAAUUAAAUGUAUGUAGAAAUAUAUUAGGAUUCAGAAAAAAUUCUAAUUUACCUACCCUCAUAUGCAGUUUCUAAUGUAUCUACCAACUAACUAGUCAAACAGCCAACUGACCAACUAACCAAACCAACCAACCAACCAACCAACUUAUUAAUCAAACCAACAAAUAAACCGAACCAAACCAAACCAGGCGCCCUUUCAUCUACCUCCCUUCCUAUCUACCUCUUUUCCCCUCCCAUCUACUUAUCAAAAUACUGCCCUCCCAUCUACUUACCAAAAUACUGCCCUCCCAUCUACCUACAUAUGUACCUAGGCUCUGUCAAAGAAUCACAUUAGUCUUCACUUCUAAAACAAACUGAUAUAGCAAUACAAAUGAGUGCCCAUAGAGAACAGAAACCAUAUCAGUGUUUGGUAUGUCGAAAAAGAUUUUCACAAAAAUAUGUUCUAAUACGACAUGAAAAAAUACAUACAGGAGAGAAACCAUAUCAGUGUUUAGUAUGUCUGAAAAGUUUUUUAGAAAAAUCAAAUCUUGUAACACAUUCUAGAAUCCACACAAAAGAAAAACUGUACGAGUGUUCAGAGUGUCUAAAAGACUUUACACAAAAAUCUACACUAAUUACACACAUGAGAAUUCAUACAGGAGAGAAACCAUAUCAGUGUACAGUGUGUCUGAAGAACUUUUCUCAAAAUCGCAAUCUAAUAACACAUAUGAGAAUUCACACAGGAGAGAAACCAUAUCAGUGCUCAGUGUGUCUCAAAAGUUUUUCAGAAAAGGCAAAGCUAGUGGGACAUGAAAAAAUUCAUACAGGAGAGAAACCAUAUCAGUGUUCAGUGUGUGUAAAAGACUUUUCUCAAAAAAAAGCUCUAGUAAAGCAUGAAAGAAUUCAUACAGGUGAAAAAUCUUACGAGUGUUCAGUGUGUCAAAGAAAAUUUUUAGACAAAGCAAAAUUAAUAACGCAUACAAGGAUUCAUACGGGGGAGAAACCAUAUCAGUGCUCAGAGUGUCUAAAAGAUUUUUCACAAAAAGGUACCCUAAUAAAACACGAGAAAAUUCACACAGGAGAAAGACCAUAUAAAUGUUCACUGUGCGUAAGAAAGUUUUCUGUCAAAGGAAGUUUAAUACGACAUUCACGAGUACAUACGAAAGAGAAACCAUAUCAUUGUUUAGUGUGCCAAAAAAAUUUUUCUGAAAAAAGUUCUCUAGUAAAACAUCAGAGAAUUCAUACAGGAGAAAAACCCUAUCAAUGUUUAGUGUGCCUAAAGAACUUUUCAGAAAAGUCUAAUUUAGUUAAACAUACUAGACUUCAUACUAGAGAAAAGCUGUUUCAGUGUUCAGAAUGUCUAAAAGACUUUUCACAAAAAUUCACUUAAUGAUACACAUGAGAACUCAUAAAGGAAAGAAUAUGUGACACAUUAAUAUUUCCAUAACUGUUGCAAGAUAUAAUACAUGUUCAAUGUAUUAUUUUAAAACAUGUUCUAAAAAUAUGCUAUGAAAACAGAGCCAAAACCUUUUAUGUUGAAAAGUCAUUUCACGAUUGUUGUGUUAGCACAAUUCACAGAGAACAAAAUCCUAAUCUUUAUUCCUUAGACAUUAACAAUUAAAUAAAACAAUGGAGA